CACUGGCUAAAAUUUGAUUCCCUCAAAAUAGGCUGUCAGGGUAUUUUCUCCUAUUUUCGCAAGUUAUCUAUUCCUUCUUAUCCCUGCUCAGAAAUUUGAUGGUAAUAGUUCAACGCAAAAUACUUCUACAGUGUUACCGUUCGAACUUUUCCGUUGGCUUAGGACGACCGUGUGAUGCAGUUGUGGCUGGUUCACUGAAGCAAAACUGACGUAUUUUAUUGUCGGAGCGUUGCCUGACAGGUUAUACUGAGGAAAUAAAAAAAUAUAAAUCAAAUGAAACCGGUUUUAACAGUAGGAGGUCAGUUUCCCUGCAUUUCAAAGGAGAACAUUAGCUUGGUUGCAGAAGUCAAAAGACACUGACUGUAUUCCAGAAAGCUUUCUAUUAAGCUAAAGCUACCACAAGCUAACUGUAGUUCUUGUAAGAGAUAGAGUGCUGUAGGACACAGAGGGAAGGGCAUACACGUUUGCCUUUCCUCUGGGACAGCUGGGCUUCAGAUGAACUCCACAGGCGAUACUGAGCCAGAAGAAAUCAGCAAACCAUCACGCAGUGACAGGAUCCUGGCCUUGACUGUGUGCUCUGCAGCCAUUGGAGGCACCUUCCAGUAUGGAUACAACAUCUCAAUCAUCAACGCUCCUUCCAGCUACAUCCAGGGAUUCAUUAAUGGUACCUACAUGGAGCGCAGGGGCACAAGCUUGGACAUCCCUCAGGUGACCAUAGUGUGGACUCUGAUUGUAUCAGCCUUCCCAAUGGGAGGUUUGCUAGGUGCGUUGCUAGCAGGGCCUAUGGCAGUCCACUUUGGGAGGAAGAACUCGCUGCUUCUCAACAAUUCCUUCCUGUUUGUUGGCGCCGUGCUGGUGCUAACGUGCAGGGUGGCGAAAUCGUUUGAGAUGAUCAUCCUUGCUCGAUUUCUGGUGGGGAUGAACUCAGGUGUAAGUAUGAACAUCCAGCCUAUGUAUUUUGGGGAGAGCGCCCCCAAACACCUCCGAGGUGCUGUGGCUUUUUCCUCAGCUGUCUUCACCGCAUUUGGGAUUUUCUUGGGUCAGGUCGUGGGGCUCACUGAGCUGCUGGGCACAGAGUCUCUUUGGCCCUACUUACUAGCUAGUAACACUUUGCCUGGGUUAAUGCAGCUGCUUGCCCUACCCUGGUUUCCUGAAAGCCCCAGAUACCUUCUCAUUGACCGGGGAGACAUGGAAGCAUGUGUCCGGGCACUUGGGAGACUCCGUGGCGGGGAGGCUCCUGUCUUGGAGAUGGAGGAGAUGCUUCAGGAGCAACAGCAGCAGCAGCAAUUGACCGCCUUAAAUUCUGGAUGUGCAGCUUCUCCCAAGACACCCUGGUCCCUGUUUAAGGAUCAUGACCUGCGAUCCCAGCUCAGAACAGUCAUGGCUGCCAGUAGUGCCAUGAUGCUCUGCGGCAAUGACUCCUUCUACUUCUAUGCUUCCUACAUCUUUCUUGAAGCAGGGAUCCCUCUGGAGAAAAUCCAGUAUGCCACCAUCGGCACAGGGGCAUCUGAGCUUACUGCUUCUAUACUGAGUAAUCUCCUGAUUGAACGUGUGGGCCGCAGGUACCUUCUUGUUGGAGGGUACAGUCUUAUGUCUGGCUGGACUGUAGUCUUUACGGUAGCUCUUACCCUCCAGAGCCACAGGGUGGCGGGGCUUCCCUACCUCAGCAUGGCAUGUGUUUUUGCCUACAUCGUUAGUUUUGGCUUGGGCCCUGCAGGGGUGACGGGGAUCCUGCCCGCUGAGAUCUUUGACCAGGCGGCUCGCCCGGCAGCAUACAUGGUCGCUGGCUCGCUUAUGUGGAUCAGCCUGUUCUUGGUGGGAAUGUUGUUCCCCUUCAUAGUCAGCAGCCUGGGGAACUUCUGCUUCCUGCCUUUCUUGGCCGUGUGUUUGGUGUCUGCUGUGUUUUUGGGGUUCACCUUACCAGAGACCAAAGGCAAGACGCUGGCUGAGAUUACUGCAGAGUUUGAUAGAAAAAACAAAACGAAGAAAGAGAGGCCGGAGAGGCAGGUGAAUGAGCCCAAUGUGGAUCACAUGGAUCACAUUGACAUGCUCGAGUAAAAGUUGAAGCAAACCAUUUGUGGUCACUUAAUGCACUUUCAGAGUUGGGCAGAUGACUCCAGAGAUGUAACCUGUAGUGUCCAAUUUAUGACAGAUGAUUUCUGCGUAAUGACCGAUAAUUCAAUUUAAUUAUGGUUUCACGGGCUAAGUCCUUGAAGAUUUUGUAUCCGUUAACCGGACGUGUAAAGUAGUAGGUUGUCCUGCUCAAGCAGAAGUGCCGCACUUAACUUCGUACUCAAGCGAGAGAGAAUUGUGUUUAAAGGAACACAAGAAGCUCUUUUAUAGCCAUCCCUGUUACAGUAGUUACGUAUAUAGUAUGGGCACACAGAAGAGACAUCCUAACAGUUCACCGAUGCUCUCAAAAGCGAUGACAUGAUCUUCUUCUCUAUAAAAUGUCUUUCUCGUGGUCAAACAGCAUUACUGUAAGUUUUAAUAUGGAAUUGUCUUUUCAAAGAGUCGAAUACAAAUCGAUCUCCAGUGAAAGUAGAACACUAGGUUUACUGUACUUAAGUUUUCAAAUCUGUCCUAUCUCCCUUUCAUUCAGUACAGCCUGGAUGUUACGAUUCUAGUUUUUUUCCCUCACAAACAUGACUUUAUGCCAAAGUUUUGAUCAACACCUUGAAUUUCCCUACCUUUAUGGCUUUAAGAAGGAAAUUCACGAUACAGCAUACAAGAAACAGUCUGAACUGGUGACAGAUAAAGCUCUUGUAAACCUGCUCUAGUCUCUCCUGACUGACAUGUGGUUUUUAACUGUAAUGUGUGUUUCUAAUAUCAAAAGUCAAGACAAUAGUACACCUUAAAUGUAGCCUCAUAACCCACAUUCAUACUCACUCACACUCUCUAAAGGUCUUUACAAUAAUAGAGGUGUUUGCAUUAGAGUGGGUAAUGAUUUGAAUUGCAUGUAUUAAAGAUUCACCCACCCUAAUUCAACACUUCUGCACUUAGUAGAUAACGGUGCUUGUUUACUGUGUAAUCUGACCAUAUUCUCUGUUUUGUUGACAUGUCUGUCCAGUUCAGUGAUCCAUGCUUGUGUACCUUGUCCCAUCCAGAGCUCCGAGUGGAAAUAUUGACUCCAAACUCUGGCAGGUUUAAGUGUCAUGUUGUACUUGGUUAAUUUCACACGAUGUCAAGCAUCUGUAAUUUGUGGUGUUUUUUUUUCACCCUGUGAAACAUUUUCUGUGUACACAAGCACUGAAUUUAUGAAUGAGGCGCUCCAAAGUGUCCAGUGGGUGUCAGCAUUAUCACUGUUCUUGGCUUGCUCUCUUGUAUGUACUCAAAUAUGAAGCUGUAUAAUAUCACACUGAAUCACAGAUGUAACAGCCAAGUGAAGAUGACACUUUUAAAUUCAACAGCGUCAGCUCACAACCUUUCCAAGCCUUCUGUGGACCAUCUGCCAUGGUUUCUAUAUGUUCCCUGUAUCAGUCUAUGCCACUGUAAUUUUUUCUUAGAGUAGCAGAUAUUUGAUAACAGGAAAAUGUCAAUACAGUAAAUCAUAAUUUUUUACAAGUAAUCCAAAUCACCCUUUUAUUUCCUGGAAACUUUUCUUUUCAUGCUGGAUUUCACAUAGAUAAGCACUGUUGUAGCAUGUUGGAGGUGCUGUGCAUUGACUGAAUGAAACUAUUGUUAUUUUAUGACACUUUCUAUCCAAAGCUUGUUAUGAUAGUAAGGAUUUGGUAAAAAUCACCCUGUAUAAUGCUCAUGUUUUAUUUUGUAGUUGUUGAAAAGAUUUAUUUGUCUCUGGCUACAAAAAACUGCAGUUAUUUAUUCAAUUUAAUCAAUGUGAAAAUACUAUGUAUGUACUAUACCAUGUAUGUGAUAUGAUAAAAUACAAAAGCGCUGACCUACA
Xiphias gladius (swordfish) is the source of this 3904-nucleotide messenger RNA. RefSeq names its product solute carrier family 2, facilitated glucose transporter member 11. NCBI's taxonomy places the organism in Eukaryota, Metazoa, Chordata, Actinopteri, Istiophoriformes, Xiphiidae. Gene Ontology annotation, biological process: monosaccharide transmembrane transport. The record is from RefSeq and is a predicted model, not a curated record. Bases 496 to 2058 code for a protein of 520 amino acids. Gene Ontology annotation, cellular component: membrane. Gene Ontology annotation, molecular function: hexose transmembrane transporter activity. The transcript has a single exon.